AACAUCCUUUACUUCUUCAGCUGUGUCUCCGUCUGUCCGCCAGAUGCCGCUGUUCCUCUGUUAACCGGGCCAAGCCGCUUAGUCUGCGCGCAUGCGCAGUAUCCUCAUUUGGCCUCUGGUCUUUCAGACGCUUAUGAUGCGCAGAAAAGGUUGUACGCUGCGCGGCGCUUGUACUCAACUGUUUAACGUCUAAACUCGGCCUGAGGAGUCCACUUGGCACUUUCUGCUGACGAGAAGAUCCAUCACGACGCUUCGCUGUAUGUGGAGUCUGCCUACAGUUACCACGAGCACUGAUGUAGCAUUGUGGCCACAGUUGUGGUUCCUCUCCCUCUACCUCUGGUCCCCAGUGCCUCACUGCAUGACCUCAGACAACACUAAAAUCCACGAGGCCUUCCUCGCCCAGGACCCUUUCCUCUGGACCCCUGACAGCUCAGUAGCCACAGCACUACAAUCUCCUCAUCUCAUUUUCUAACAGAAGAAUAUUUUUUUCCCCACAUUGGCGUUAAACGCCUCCACUUGGGUCAGUGGAGGUGUUGAAGAGCCGUACCGCAUCCUAUUCAUCCUCGUGAAUCAUUUUUUCUCCUGGUUGGCUUGAGCCCGGUUCUGCCGGCCGCGCGACUAUUCAAAACUGGGGCGCGAUUCAUGGGAUGCAACCAUGUCGGAUCUCAGUGAGCGCAGGCCGGUCAACACGGACUACGCUGUCUCCCUGCUGGAGCAGCUCAAGUUCUUUUACGAACAGAAAUUACUGACUGACGUUGUGCUGCUGGUGGAGGACACGGAGUUCCCAUGUCACAAGAUGGUCCUGGCUACAUGUAGCUCAUAUUUCAGGGCGAUGUUCAUGAGCGGCCUCAGCGAGAGCAAACAGACCCACGUCCACCUGCGGAACGUGGACCCAGCCACCCUGCAGAUCAUCAUCACUUACGCCUACACGGGCAACCUGGCCAUCAGCGACAGCACCGUGGAGCCGCUCUACGAGACCGCCUGCUUCCUUCAGGUGGAGAACGUCUUGCUGCAGUGCAGAGACUACCUGGUGAAGAAGAUAAAUGCGGAGAACUGCGUCCGCAUGCUGAGCAUCGGCGACAUGUUCAGUUGCAGCGAGCUAAAGCAGAGCGCCAAGCGCAUGGUGGAGCACAAGUUCCCCAUGGUGUACCGGCAGGAGGCCUUCCUUCAGCUCUCCCACGAGCUGUUGAUAGACAUCCUGAGCAGCGACAACCUGAACGUGGAGAAGGAGGAGACGGUGCGCGAGGCGGCCAUGCUGUGGUUGGAGUAUAACAUGGAGAUCCGCAUCGACGCACUGUCCGAGGUGACUCAGCGUGCCUGGUUCCAGGGUCUGCCGCCCAAUGACAAGUCUGUGGUGGUGCAAGGCCUCUACAAGUCCAUGCCCAAGUUCUUCAAGCCUCGAUUAGGCAUGACCAAGGAGGAGAUGCUGAUCUUCAUGGAGGCCAUGUCGGAAACGAGCGAAGCAUAUGUGAUGGCUGGGGCCUUACCCAUCACAGUGGUGUGUUACAGCCCGCAGGCGGAGAAAGUGUACAAGCUGAACAACCCCCCAGGCGACCUGCAGAAGGUGGGGACCCUUGUUACACCAGACAAUGAUGUGUUCAUUGCCGGCGGACAGAUCCCGCUCAAAAACUCCGUUACCAACCACGGCAAGAGUGGCAAGUUACAGGCGGUCUUCCGCUCGGUCGAUAGCUUCUUCUGGUUUGACGCCCAGCAGAACGCCUGGGUACCCAAAACCCCCAUGCUGUGUGCCCGAAUCAAGCCCUCACUGGUCUACUGCGACGGCUACAUCUAUGCAAUCGGGGGAGAUAACGUUGGGGGGGAACUGAACAAGCGCACGGUGGAGCGCUACGACUGUGAGAAGGACGAGUGGAGCAUGAUGAGCCCCCUGCCCUUCGCCUGGAACUGGAGCACCUCCGUGGUGGCGCACGACUGCAUCUACGUGAUGACCCACGACCUGAUGUACUGCUACUUCCCCCGGGCCGACACCUGGGUGGAGAUGGCCAUGCGCAAGACGAGCCGCUGCUUCGCCUCCGCUGCUGCUUUCGGUGACCUCAUUUUCUACAUCGGCGGCCUCCACGUGGUCAGCAACUCUGGCAUUCGCUUGCCCACAAGCACCAUUGACGGCUCCUCUGUCACCGUGGAGAUCUACGACGUCAACAAGAAUGAGUGGCGCCUGGCCGCCAACAUCCCUGCCAAGCGGUACUCGGACCCGUGCGUGCGUGCGGUGGUGCUGCUCAACUCGCUGUGCAUUUUCAUGCGCGAAACCCACAUGAACGAGCGCGCCAAGUACGCUAUCUAUCAGUACGACAUGGAGCUGGACCGCUGGUACCUGCGGCAGCCCGUGUCCGAACGCGUGCUCUGGGACCUGGGCAAGGACUUCCGCUGCGCGGUGGGGAAGCUGUACCCCUCCUGCCUGGAGGAGUCCCCCUGGAAACCCCCAACCUACCUCUUCUCCCCCGACGGAGCCGAGGAGUUUGAGGUGGACGGCGAGCUGGUGACCCUCCCUCAUGUAUAG
Molecule: messenger RNA, 2515 nt
Organism: Etheostoma spectabile (orangethroat darter)
Lineage: Eukaryota; Metazoa; Chordata; Actinopteri; Perciformes; Percidae
Gene: kbtbd2
Product: kelch repeat and BTB (POZ) domain containing 2
Exons: 5
Coding region: 656-2515 (619 amino acids)
Molecular function (GO): protein binding
Source: RefSeq, a predicted model, not a curated record